UUGGGUACCAAAAACUGUCCGGAAUCGCAAGAAGCUUCUCUCUCUCCCUCUCUCUCUCUCUCUCUCAUUUUCCCCCAAAUUCUGGUCCAAAUUCUCAUCCGGGAACCCUAAUCCUGAGCUACUGGUAAUUGUUGAAUUUCUCUGGAAACUUGAUGUCACCAAAUCUUCCGCUGUUGGAACUGCAAUGAUUGCCAUCUAAAGAUCUGUUACGCGUUUCAAAUCUUUAUUGCAAUUGGAAUUGAUCGGUGUGUUGGCAUUCAAUUUUUCUAGUGUUUUGUCGGAUUGAAUCCAGGCUUGGCGAAUCUCCGAGGCUUUGUUCGUAGAUAGGAAAUCUAGGGUCUUGGUGGAUCUCUAGAAAUGGAUUCGAGCAGGAGAGCCGUUGAAUCCUACUGGCGAUCGCGGAUGAUCGAUGGGGCGACGACGGACGAAGACAAAGUCACGCCCGUGUACAAAUUGGAGGAGAUUUGCGAGCUUCUUCGCUCUUCGCAUGGCAGUAUUGUUAGGGAAGUCUCGGAGUUCAUAUUGAAACGCCUUGACCAUAAGAGCCCAAUUGUCAAACAAAAGGCUUUGAGGCUGAUCAAGUAUGCAGUAGGAAAGUCUGGUGCAGAGUUCAGAAGGGAGAUGCAGAGAAACUCAGCAGCUGUGCGGCAGUUAUUUCAUUACAAGGGCCAGCCGGAUCCUCUGAAGGGGGAUGCUCUCAAUAAAGCUGUGCGGGAUUCAGCCACUGAAGCCAUAUCUGCUAUAUUUUCUACAGAUGACAAUAAACCAGCUCCUGCUGAGGAUCUUAACAAACGGAUACAAGGUUUUGGGAAUACAAACUUUGAGAUGCCAUCAGAAGAUAAGAAAUCUUUUUUAAGUGAAGUUGUUGGUAUUGGAAGUGCUACACUAAAGCAGGGAUUUACUAGUUUAACACAAGCACAAUCACAGGGAAAGAAUGACACUGGAAGUUACAGGAGUCCUAAUCUUCGGAGGUCAUUGACUACGGAGAUCGACUACCCAGAUAGAUAUGAUCAAAUUGAGCAUGGCAAUGAAGCACAAAGUGGUUCCCGCUUCUCAAGAGAUGCCAAUACUGGAUCAUGGGGUCAGGAGUUGAGGGUUAACCAGACAGAAAUGACUAAUGGGAAUGCCAGCUCAAGUAAUAACAAGAAUAAGAGUCGUGAGGAGAGGUUGUUGGAGACCAUUGUAACAUCUGGCGGUGUACGACUACAACCCACUAGAGAUGCACUUCAGGCUUUCCUUGUGGAGGCCUCAAAGUUUGAUGAAUUGGCUUUAAGUCAUGCCCUAGAAUCAAAGCUUGGCUCUCCUUUGUGGCAGGUCCGCAUGAAAGCUGUCUGUGUUCUUGAGGCAAUUUUAAAGAAAAAAGACAUCGAGCAUUUUGCUAUCGUAGCAUCUUAUUUUAGUGAAAAUAAAGAUGUUGUCAUAAAAUGUACAGAGUCUCCUCAAGCUUCUUUGAGAGAAAAGUCAAACAAGGUGUUGAGCCUUCUGGAUGGAGAACGGACCGGCAGUGUAAUGAGUCAUCCAGAAAAGCCAAUACAGGCUGAGACACCUGUUGUUCAGAUGCCUGACCUAAUAGACACCGGUGGUCCCAAUGACUCAAAUAGUAGAGAAGAUUUUCUUAAAAUGCAGGGUGAUCAAGAAAUUGUGAAUCAAAAAACAUCCACUGCUCCUAUAUUUGAUGAUCUAUUUGGGGAUAGUUUGGGCACUUGUACAGCUGCCAGUGAACAGAAAAUUGACGAUGACCCAUUUGCCGAUGUUUCAUUUCAUGCCAAUGACGAGAAAGAUCAAAUUACUGAUAUUUUUUCAGGAUUGAGUGUUGAUAAACCAGCUGGUGAGGUCCAUGUGGCAGCUAAUGGAAGUGGACCCAAGCCAUUUGACAUUUUUGGUCCUACUUUUGAAAUUCCCAAGCAGGAGCAGGGUCCUAAAAAAGACAUUAGCCAUUUGGUAGCUGGCUUAUUAAUCAAUAAGAAUUCCUUAAUGAUGGAGCCAAAAGAAACUUCCCCUGGGGCAUCCUCUGAGACUAUCUUCCCAGAGCCCACUAUGAAUCCCAACCCCCAACCUUAUAAUGGUGUUUGGAAUGGACUAAUCGGAACUCAAGCAAUGGGGAUGAAUGUAAAUUCUAUGUUUCCUUUGGGCCCUAUGGGAUAUAAUGUACCACCUGGAUAUAUGGUCAACCCUGGUUUUUCUUCUCAGCCUGUGAAUUAUGGUGCCAUGGGAAAUCUCUUUGCCCAGCAGCAGCUGUUAGCAACAGUGUCCAACUUCCAGCAAAUGGCAAACCUUCAAUCUCAAGAUGCUAGUGUCAAUCAUGCUGGUCUAACCAAAGGAGAGGCACAUUCAUCCCCUCUUCCUGAUAUUUUCAAUCCAGCUGUUCCAACACAAAUCCCGAUGACAAUGAUGAACACUUCAAGGAAAGAGGAGACCAAAGCAUUUGAUUUUAUCUCGGAUCAUUUGGCAGCUGCUCGUGAUCCAAAGCGGGUGGUCUGACUUGUUCGUGCUUGUUGGCUGGCAUGACCUCUUUAUCCCCUGCAAUGGCAAGCAUAGUCUCGUUGGAAAGCAGGGCUGUCUACUUCCUCUGGAUACUGGAAAUUUCGUGCUUCCGGCACAGAUCUUGAAAGGUGAAUUCCUCUCCAACACUUUGGUGUAUAUGAUAAGACUAUUCCUUUACUGGAAAUAUUUGGGUGGAAAGGUUAUAUGGACAUCCCAAGUGGCAAAAGCAUGCAAAAGUGAAAAUAUGGUUCCGCAGUUAGCUUCAAGUUUAGAUUCUGUAAUCAGCUACUAUUGAUAAACUGCAAUGAGUUUGUGGGGUUGCGUGUGCUAUAUUUCCUUUGGAACUGAAGUUUACCCCUUCUGUUUGCGGAAAAUUUUGUGGUGAGCAACUAUGAGUGCUUGCAGAUUAGAACUAGUUGCUGGUGAAAAAAAAAAAAAAAAGGAAUUAAUGUCGAUGUUGUUGGGCCAAGAUUUUGUGCCAUCUCUUUGUUGAUUAA
Molecule: messenger RNA, 2981 nt
Organism: Diospyros lotus (date-plum)
Lineage: Eukaryota; Viridiplantae; Streptophyta; Magnoliopsida; Ericales; Ebenaceae
Product: protein MODIFIED TRANSPORT TO THE VACUOLE 1
Exons: 5
Coding region: 358-2481 (707 amino acids)
Cellular component (GO): trans-Golgi network membrane
Molecular function (GO): phosphatidylinositol binding; ubiquitin binding
Source: RefSeq, a predicted model, not a curated record